Messenger RNA from Adineta ricciae, 810 nucleotides. The record is from the annotation of a GenBank genome assembly. Lineage: Eukaryota; Metazoa; Rotifera; Eurotatoria; Adinetida; Adinetidae.
AUGGCAACGCCGAAUACACCAUUUACAACACCGGGCGAACCACUUGGAAAUGACGAUGGGAUAAUUUCAAGAAAAUUAGAUACAAUUUGUUUAUUCGAUGUGGAUGGAACAGUAACUAUACCACGACAAUCGAUAACACCGGAAAUGGAUAUGUGUCUUCAAGAAGUUAGAAAGAAAUGUCUCAUUGGUCUAGUUGGAGGAUCGGAUAUUGUGAAAAUUGCUGAACAAAUCGGAGGAACACAAGCAAUUGCGAAAUACGAUUAUGUUUUUGCUGAAAAUGGUCUCGUUGGUUAUAAAAAUGGAGUACAAUUUUUCGAAGAAAAUAUUCAAAAGUAUGUUGGUGAUGAUGAUUUACAAACACUUAUUAAUUAUUGUCUAAAAUAUCUAUCUGAAAUUCGUCUACCAUUUAAACGUGGAACUUUUAUUGAAUUUCGUAAUGGUCUUAUCAAUGUUUCUCCUGUUGGUCGAAAUUGUACACAGAAAGAAAGAGAUCUAUUCGAAGCUUACGAUUCCGUUCAUAAGAUUCGCGCAACAAUGAUCAAAGAUCUCGAAGAAAAAUUUGCUCAUCUAAAUUUAGUUUAUGCCAUUGGUGGAAGUAUCAGUUUCGAUAUCUUUCCAGAAGGUUGGGAUAAACGCUAUGCGAUAAAACAUUUAGAAAAAGACAAUGUUAAAAAUAUCUACUUUUUCGGUGAUAAAACAUUCAAGGGUGGCAAUGAUUAUGAGAUUUAUAAUGAUCCCCGAACAAAAGGUUAUUCGGUGACAAGUCCAGUGGAAACCCGUGCUCAUUUAUGCGAAUUAUUUGGAUCUUAA